AUGUUCACUAUCAACGAGGAAAAAGAUAAAGCCCAACAGUCUGACCGUGAUCGGGGCAAUCUGUCAAUAAGCCAGAGUAGUCCAAAUUUAGCCAAUGAACCUGUGGCCAAAGAAGGAAUAAGCCUUAUGAUGAAGCGGAGUCUUUUAGCUCUGCGUCAGUCCACUCUGCCGACUGUUUCAGAAAGGCACAUCUCAUUCCAGCGGAGUUUAUCCCACAAGCUGGACUUGUCAAAUGUGGAGUUUUCUGUUCACAGCCUGCCUCACAAAGAGCAGCCUUCACUUGGAAGAAUCAAGCCCGAGCUAUACAAACAAGCAUCAAUUGAUGAAAUGGACUCAAUCUGUGAAACAUGUGGGAAGUUGCAUUUUAGUCUGCAGUACAAUGCAGAAAAUGAAACUUUGUAUGUCAAUAUCAUUCGGGCUGAGAACUUACCUGCCAAAGAUUUCUCUGGCACAAGUGAUCCCUACGUGAAGGUCUAUCUGCUGCCAGAUCGCAAAACCAAAUUCCAGACUAAAGUUCAUCGCAAGACACUGAAUCCCGACUUCAAUGAAUCUUUUACGUUCAAUGUUUCUUACCAAGAGCUGGAGAACCGGAGUCUGCAGUUUAGCCUCUAUGACUUUGACCGAUUCUCUCGUCAUGACCUGAUUGGUGAUGUUAUUGUCAAGGAAAGUCUCCAAGACAUCACUCUGUCUAAAGAAAAACGUUUUACCUAUGAUGUACUCACAUCACACCAAGAAAAGGCUGAUCUUGGAGAGCUGAUGGUCUCAUUGUGUUACCUCCCAACAGCUGGACGUUUGACUGUGACAAUAAUUAAAGCCAGGAACUUGAAAGCUAUGGACAUAACUGGAUCCUCAGAUCCUUAUGUGAAGGUAGCCAUGAUGUGUCAAGGAAAGCGGAUUCGAAAAAGAAAGACAAGUGUAAAAAGGAGCACCUUGAAGCCUGUGUACAAUGAAGCAAUUGUAUUUGACGUCCCCCAAGAAAAUGUAGAAGACAUCUACUUAAUUAUAAAAGUAGUUGAUUAUGACCGAAUUGGUAGUAAUGAAGUGAUGGGGUGUUGUGGAAUUGGUCCACAGUUUUCUGGCCUUGGUCGAGACCACUGGUAUGAAAUGCUUGAAAAUCCACGUAAGCCUGUGGCUCAAUGGUAUAGUCUGACAGAACAUGUUCCCCACUCGAGCACUGACAGCACCCCAAAUGGAAACAAGGCUCAUUUGACCCGGAAGGAUACAACAGAUUCUACGGAGGGUAGUACUGUAUUCUGA
This is a messenger RNA of Acanthosepion pharaonis, 1257 nucleotides long. NCBI's taxonomy places the organism in Eukaryota, Metazoa, Mollusca, Cephalopoda, Sepiida, Sepiidae. The record is from the annotation of a GenBank genome assembly.